CGGUCCCACCGGUCUCACUGACCUGAUCAUGUAAAUAUUGAAAUGCGUUUCUUAAAGAGCUUUAGUGUAUUUGCCCACCAAGUGCGAAACUCUUCCACCCAAUCAGGCCGUCGAAGAGUUGUGGUCACAGGAAGGGGUGCCGUCACGCCGCUGGCCAACAAUGGAUCCGAUUCCUGGAGGCGCAUUCUGGCCGGCGAUUCGGCCAUCUCUCGACUGGGACCGGAGUUUAAAGGAUUACCAUGCCAGGUAGCAGCUCAAAUUCCAAGAGAUAACUUGCACCUGGGCCAGUACUUGACCAAAUCGGACAUCAAGCUGAUGAGCCCCGCCACGCAGUUCGCUGUUCUAGCUGCUGAGGAGGCUCUGGCCACCGGGAAACUAAACACCAAGGACCUAAGCGGGGAACAGCUGGAACGAUUUGGUGUUUGCGUGGGCAUGGGCAUGUUUGACCUGGCGGAGGUCUAUGGAGCCUGGAACCAACUGCAGCGAGGUUACAACAGAGUCAGCCCCUUCUUUGUUCCAAGACUCCUGCCCAGCAUGGCGUGUGGCCACAUAAGCAUGAGGCAUGGUCUAAGAGGACCCAACCACUCGGUGUCCACAGCCUGUGCAACGGGAGCCCAUGCACUGGGCGACGCCAUGCGGUUCAUUCGCAAUGGAGAUGCGGAUGUAAUGCUGGCGGGAAGUGGCGAGGCCUGUAUAGAUCCACUUUCCAUCGCAGGAUUUUGCAGGUUACGAGCUCUGAGUACCGCCUUCAACGAUAAUCCAGCUGUGGCCUCCAGACCCUUUGACAAAUUCCGAGAUGGCUUUGUUAUGGGCGAAGGAGCAGCUGUGCUUUUGCUGGAGGAAUUGGAGCAUGCUCGUGGCCGAGGAGCUCCCAUUUUGGCAGAGAUCUUAGGCUACGGGUUGUCCGGAGAUGCGUAUCACAUAACCUCGCCCAGCGAGGACGGCGCCGGAGCUACUCUGGCCAUGAAGCGAGCCAUACGAGACGCUGAGAUUGCUCCGGCUGAAAUAACCUAUGUAAAUGCCCAUGCAACAUCUACGCCCACUGGCGAUCGCAUCGAGUCGCAUGCUAUAGGACGUGUCUUUGGCGAACACACUUCUCAAGUUAAGGUCUCCUCCACCAAGGGAGCACAUGGACACCUAUUGGGAUCCUCGGGUAAUUUGGAAGCCCUGUUUGUGGUGCUUGCCUGUGCAGAGAACAAGCUUCCGCCAUCCAUCAAUAUCGAGCAACUUGAUGUAGACGUCAAUGUGGUAAGGGAAGCCACCAAAUGGUUACCAGAUCAAAAACGUCGAAUUGCCCUUAAGAAUUCCUUUGGUUUCGGGGGAACUAAUGCCUCCCUCUGCAUUGCCAGCUAUGCCGAAUAAUAGCUAAGAGUUGUUAAAUAUUUUUAUUAAAGACCUCGUAAAUAAAAUCCUCAAAUCUGCAUAUUUUUAGGAAAAA
Drosophila eugracilis is the source of this 1438-nucleotide messenger RNA. RefSeq names its product 3-oxoacyl-[acyl-carrier-protein] synthase, mitochondrial. Gene Ontology annotation, biological process: fatty acid biosynthetic process. The transcript has a single exon. Lineage: Eukaryota; Metazoa; Arthropoda; Insecta; Diptera; Drosophilidae. The record is from RefSeq and is a predicted model, not a curated record. The coding region runs from base 43 to 1362 and encodes 439 amino acids. Gene Ontology annotation, molecular function: 3-oxoacyl-[acyl-carrier-protein] synthase activity.